This is a messenger RNA of Oryza sativa Japonica Group (Japanese rice), 1152 nucleotides long. RefSeq names its product cell number regulator 5. NCBI's taxonomy places the organism in Eukaryota, Viridiplantae, Streptophyta, Magnoliopsida, Poales, Poaceae. The record is from RefSeq and is a predicted model, not a curated record.
CACACACACAGCGCCUCGCGCGCGCUUUUCCGCCGCCGGCGACCUCGCCGGAGCCGCGCGGGUUCUGUGUACGCCCACCCCCUCCCUCCGUCUCCCACCCCCCGCCCUAGCCAUCUUCCCUUGCGCGGCGGGCAACCUCGCGCGCGCACGGCCAGCAGCGAGCGAGCAGGUUUGGGGGGGGAGAGGCGACGCGGCCGCGACCUCGUUCCACCGCGCCGGCCUCCGUCUUGGCUUUGUUCGAAUCGAAUCGAAGAGAUGGCCGGAAAAGGGAGCUACGUUCCGCCUCAGUACAUUCCAUUAUAUGGCCUGGAUACUGAGGAGGAUCGCGUUUCUGCGGAGGAGAAUGAUGCCGCGCGCCACAAGUUAACCCGGGAUCCUACACAAUGGUCUUCAGGCAUCUGUGCUUGUUUUGAUGAUCCACAGAGCUGUAUGCUACUCUCUGACCUGUGACUCCUUGAUUUCAGAAGGAAAGAUAAAAGGUUUUAUUGGUGCAACUUGUCCUUGCUUCCUUUUUGGAAGGAAUGCACAGUUCUUGGGAUCUGGAACUCUUGCUGGAUCAUGCACUACACAUUGCAUGCUUUGGGGCCUUCUCACAAGUCUCUGCUGUGUGUUUACUGGGGGCCUUGUAUUGGCAGUUCCAGGAUCUGCUGUUGCUUGUUAUGCUUGUGGAUAUCGACAAGCACUAAGAGCAAAAUACAAUCUUCCGGAAGCACCAUGUGGCGAUUUAACAACGCACUUAUUCUGUCACCUGUGUGCUAUAUGUCAAGAGUACAGGGAGAUCCGCGAGAGGACAGACAGCGGCUCCUCCGCUCCGACCGUCACGCCACCUGCAAUACAGACAAUGGAUGAGCCUUGAAUGGAAAUAUGAAAUAUUGAUGAACGCCUCUCUAUCUGAAUUCUGACGAAUCUUUGGUUGUUGCUGCUUGCGAGUGUUUGUUAUAUCUUCUUUGAUUGUGCUUCCACGGGUACUACUACGAGGCUGGUUCCGUAGAGUUGUUGUAAAGAUGAUUUUUCGACAAAUGAGCAAAUCACAGUUUGCAGGUGUAGCUGUGUCAUUGAACUGUAGCACGAUUGUUACAUGUAACAUUUAUCUUUUCACAUAUUGGAAUAUGAUGGCAAAGGUAAAGAACACACUUGUUGUCCAUUGCCUCA